AUGGCGUUUGCGAUCGAAGUUCCGGGAGAGGCAGCUCCUCUGAAUCCUCAACAGGUAUAUCUAGCCUUGCAAUCGGCAGGGUCCUCUCAACAGCAAGCUAUCCAAACUGGGACGCAACAGCUAGAAGCUUGGAAGACACAGAGAGGAUACUAUACUUUACUGCAGGCAGUAUAUCUCGAUAAGUCCCUACCCUCCGAAGUAAGAUAUCUUGCGGUCAUACAGUUGAAAAAUGGAAUCGAUAAAUAUUGGCGAAAGACAGCCCCAAAUGCUAUUACUGCGGAAGAGAAAGGAAAUAUUCGAUCACAUCUGCUAGAGAGUGGAUUCGAGGAAUCCGAUCCUCAACUUGCUUUACAAAAUGCUUUGGUGAUUUCGAAAGUAGUCCGAGUGGAUUAUCCUAUGGAUUGGCCGGAUGUCCUUACAGAUUUGAUUAGGAUGCUGCGAACUGCAAACGAAACAAAUCAACUUCAUCUACAAAGAGGAAUGUUGAUAUUACUACAGAUUGUGAAAGAGUUGGCUACCGCCCGAUUAAGGAGAUCUCAAACGAGUCUACAAUCAGUCAGGCCGGAGAUGGUAUUCUUGUUGAGCGGCAUUUAUACACAAAAGGUUUCACAAUGGCUUGGUCUCUUAACUGAGAACUCUUCAGGUGGUCAAGGGCUUGCUACAAAUGCUAUGGAAAACAGUUUGAUUGCGAUCAAAAUCCUUCGACGACUUCUUAUUGUGGGUUAUGAAUUCCCAAAUCAUGAUAAAGAUGUUCAACAAAUAUGGCAACAAUCGCAACAACAGUUUGGUCAACUCCUCCAAAUAGUAAAUGAAGAAUCCACAGUUUUGGCAUCUCCUGCUAAGGAACUAGCCGAAAAGCACCUCGUACAAUUUGCAAAACUACAUGUCCAAAUGUCAAAUACACAUCCUGCUGCUUUCGCACUCCUGCCUAAUUCUAUAGAUUUGGUAAGAGGAUAUUGGGGAUUUGUUUCUAAAUUUGGAGACUCUUAUGGAUCAGCAACACAAGAUUUCAGUGCCAAAGCGUUGGCAACCGAUGAUGGAUCAAAACAAGAUAGACCGAUCAUGGAAAAAUUAUGUCUAAAGGGUCUCACGCUAUUGCGAGCUUGUCUGAAGAUGGUAUUUAGCCCAACACAAUCCUUCAAAUACCGAACCACUGAGAUCAAGGAAGAACAGCGACAAGCUGUAGCAUUCCUCAAAUCGCAAUUGCUUUCUGAACAACUAAUAGCCGAAAUGGCAAGUGUUAUCGUUACUAAAUUCUUCGUCUUUCGUCAAGUCGAUUUAGAAGCUUGGGAAGAAGAUGAGGAUGAAUGGGAGAUACGUGAAGAAGGUGGUGGAGACACUUGGGAAUUUGAAGUCCGACCUUGUGCGGAAAAGCUAUUCAUGGACCUCGUCAUCAACUUCAAAGAUCUUCUAGUGGCACCAUUGUUACAAUACUUCCAAUCGGUUGCAGGUAGUAAUGGGCAAUCUGUUGUCACCAAGGACGCUGUGUAUACUGCCAUGGGAUUAUCUGCUGCUGUUAUACAUCAAAGCUUUGACUUCGAUACCUUCCUUACUUCAACUUUAGUUAAUGAUGUUCAACAAACCGGUCAAAGCUGGAAGGUACUUCGUCGACGAAUUGCUAUUCUACUCGGCCAAUGGAUUCCUGUCAGAAUAUCACAAGCUAAUAGACCAUUGGUAUAUCAAAUCUUUCAACACCUACUUAAAUCAGAAGAUGAAACCAAUGAUCAUGUUGUUCGCAUUACUGCAGCUCGUCAAUUUAAGGCGAUUGUCGAUGAUUUCGAAUUUCACGUUGAACCUUUUUUACCAUAUGCUCCUGAUAUUCUUGGUCGCACUAUGGCUUUAAUUCAAGAGGUUGAGAAUACGGAAACCAAAUUGGUAAUUUUGGAAACGAUCAGAAUGAUUGCUAUCAGGUUAGAAACUCAUAUCUCUCCAUAUGCAGAUCAAAUCGUUUCUAUUUUACCAGGUCUUUGGGAAGCUUCUGGGGAAGAACAUCUUCUGAAACAGGCCAUAUUAACAAUAAUGUCUACUCUUGUAUCUUGUAUGCAAGGUCAAUCUGAACGAUACCACUCGCUAAUCUUACCUCUAAUUCAACGCGCUGUGGAACCGGGUUCGGAAAUGCAAGUCUACCUUAUGGAAGAAGCUCUUGACUUGUGGGCACAAAUCCUCGCUCAAUCAUCAUCACCUGCAUCUCCCGAGGUUCUAGCCCUCAUCGAUUGCGCAUUUCCUCUACUUGAACUUGGUUCUGAUAAUCUCCGAGUCAUUCUUGGUAUCGUGAACGAAUAUAUUCUAUUGGCACCAGAAGCUAUGCUGGGUGAUGCGAAUCGACUCCGAAUUGUCUCAUAUAUGACCAAUUUAUUAGGAGUCACAAAACGCGAUCUCGCCGGCUUAGUCACAACAACGGUUGAGGGUUUAAUUCGUGCUGCUGAAAAAUUAGGUUCCAAUGGUGUUACACAAAUCACAAAAGAUCUCCACGAACGUGGGUAUACGGAAAAGAUCUUCUCGGGACUUCGCGAUGCUUGGGAAGCUCAUCAAACUACUGGUCCCGAGCGUAAAUAUCCCAAAUUAGAUGAUGUAGUUGAGACAGAUUACUUUACUAUACUGGCUCGUAUUGCAUUAGCAGAUCCUGCUGUCUUCGCUAAUCUCCUAAUGAGUAUUGACAAAAAAAUUGAAAAUAUCUGGAAAUGGUUAAGUGAAGAAUGGUUCCGUCAUUUUGACAGUAUGGCCAAUAUCGACAGACAAAAGUUGAGCUGCCUGGCUCUUACACGUCUUUUGGAAUUACCUUCUCCAAUGACGCCAAUCAUUCUUUCCAAACUUCAAGAUUUCUUCGCGAUGUGGACGAGUGUUAUUAGUGAGAUGAUGGCAGGGAGAGAUGACAUCGGAGGAGAUAAUUUGGUAUGGGGAGAACAACAAGUAUUUGAAGGGGAGACUCAGGAAGAUAAGAGGAAGAGAGAAUGGAAUAUGGUGGAUCCGGUUCAUAGGGUUAAUGCGUGGGAAUUUGUAAAGGCGAGAUUGGGCGAGGUGGUGAGAAUUUGUGGGGGAGAAGAAAUUUUCGAGAGGGAAUUCGCGAGUAAUGUUGAUAGAGAUGUAUUGGAGGGAUGGGGAAAGUUGGGAGAGAAGAGGGAGUUUGAUUAG
This is a messenger RNA of Botrytis porri, 3132 nucleotides long. RefSeq lists its product as uncharacterized. NCBI's taxonomy places the organism in Eukaryota, Fungi, Ascomycota, Leotiomycetes, Helotiales, Sclerotiniaceae. The transcript is spliced from 2 exons. Gene Ontology annotation, molecular function: small GTPase binding. Gene Ontology annotation, cellular component: cytosol; nuclear envelope. The coding region runs from base 1 to 3132 and encodes 1043 amino acids. Gene Ontology annotation, biological process: protein import into nucleus. The record is from RefSeq and is a predicted model, not a curated record.